CGUAUGCUGCCCCCUUCUGCCUUCCCAAAAUCUCCCCUCAAAGGGUAAAACUUAUUCCCAAAACACCCCUUCGGCCAUCUCAAGGGUCCACUCAGCCGUCGAUGCCUCCGAGGCUCCCCCCCUUCAAAUCUCCGCCUCCUCCAUUCCUGUCUCAAGUCUCAGCCCUCUGACUCGAAAAAAGCUCUUCAAACUCACGAGAAAAAUAUGGCCCUUUUCUCCCCUAAAUGCCCCUCCUCUUCCCAUUUUGCCCCCGCUCAGCAGCGCCUUAAUCCCUCUCCCGUUCUAUCCUCUCGAAAAUGGGUCUCUCCUAAGUUGUCUAAGAAGAGGCAAUGGCGUGUUGUUCGCGUCCAAGAAGCAGGUUCUACCGUACCUGUGGCCCCUGUCAAAGAGAUCCCUGUGGAAAAAGCUGGUAAUGGUGUAUUGCCAGCUAUAUCUUCUUCUGAAUUUCUUGACGCAACGAGUAAGAAAGGCGGGGAGUCAACAGUUAGUAUAACAGUUGUUGGAGCAUCUGGGGACCUUGCGAAGAAAAAAAUAUUUCCCGCACUGUUUGCACUUUAUUAUGAAGAUUGCCUUCCUCAGCACUUUACCAUUUUUGGUUAUGCUCGUAGUAAGAUGACAGACGUGGAAUUAAGAACUAUGGUCAGCAAAACACUCACCUGCAGAAUAGACAAAAGGGAGAAUUGUAGUGACAAGAUGGAACAGUUUCUGAAAAGAUGCUUCUAUCAUUCAGGUCAAUAUGACUCUGAAGAGCACUUUGCUGAGCUGCAUAAGAAGCUGAAAGCGCAUGAGGCUGGGAGGGUUUCAAACCGCUUGUUUUAUCUAUCAAUCCCUCCAAAUAUAUUUAUAAAUGUUGUGAAAUCUGCAAGCACAUCAGCUUCUUCUGACAAUGGAUGGACAAGGGUGAUUGUGGAAAAACCCUUUGGUAGGAAUUCUGAAUCUUCUGCUGCCUUGACAAGAGGCCUAAAGCAGUACUUGGAUGAGGAUCAAAUUUUCAGAAUUGACCACUACUUGGGGAAAGAAUUGGUUGAGAAUUUAUCCGUUCUUCGUUUCUCUAACCUUGUUUUCGAGCCAUUGUGGUCAAGGCAAUACAUAAGGAAUGUCCAAUUUAUCUUCUCUGAAGAUUUUGGCACUGAAGGACGUGGAGGGUACUUUGAUAGCUAUGGGAUUAUUAGAGACAUAAUGCAGAAUCAUCUGCUUCAGAUAUUGGCCUUGUUUGCCAUGGAAACUCCAGUCAGCUUGGAUGCAGAAGAUAUCAGAAAUGAAAAGGUUAAGGUUCUACGAUCAAUGAAGCCAUUGCAACUAGAAAAUGUGGUGAUAGGACAAUAUAAAAGCCAUACAAAGGGAGGUAUCACAUACCCAGCAUACACAGAUGACAAGACUGUACCAAAUGGUAGUAUUACACCAACAUUUGCUGCCGCUGCCCUUUUUAUAGACAACGCAAGAUGGGAUGGGGUUCCGUUUCUUAUGAAAGCAGGAAAGGCUUUGCAUACAAAGAGAGCGGAGAUUAGAGUACAGUUCAGACAUGUUCCUGGGAAUUUGUAUAAGAGGAAUUUUGGGACCGAUCUUGAUCGGGCUACCAAUGAGCUUGUGAUUCGUGUGCAACCUGAUGAGGCUAUUUACCUAAAGAUCAACAACAAGAUCCCUGGUUUAGGGAUGAGAUUGGAUCGCAGUAAUCUCAAUCUUCACUAUGCUGCAAGAUACUCGAAAGAGAUACCGGAUGCUUACGAGAGACUUCUACUCGACGCAAUCGAAGGGGAACGGAGGUUGUUUAUUCGUUCGGAUGAACUGGAUGCUGCUUGGGAGCUCUUCACUCCUCUUCUCAAAGAAUUAGAGGAGAAGAAGAUUGCACCAGAGCUGUACCCUUAUGGAAGCCGAGGCCCUGUUGGUGCUCAUUACCUUGCCGCCAAGCACAAUGUUAGAUGGGGUGAUCUCAGUGCAGAACACAAUAAAGGAUUGUGACUGCAGAGGAUCAUGAUGUUGAUGACGAUUGUAUUGUUAUUCGCUUUGUUGUUCAAGGAUUGCGAGUUAUUUUGAUUUACACAUGAAUAAAUGUUUGUGGGAGAUGGCGGGAGAUGGAAGAAUAAUCAAACAGUUCAUGGUAGUUUAGAAUAAUAAAACAGUUCAACAGUCGUUUUCGUGUGAAAUUUUGAUCAUUGUACCCUUGUUAUAGUAGCAUUACAUUAUGAUUAGGGUUUAUAGAAGGAUGCGCUCUUAAAUUU
Messenger RNA from Asparagus officinalis (garden asparagus), 2219 nucleotides. RefSeq names its product glucose-6-phosphate 1-dehydrogenase, chloroplastic-like. Gene Ontology annotation, biological process: pentose-phosphate shunt, oxidative branch; glucose metabolic process. Bases 205 to 1959 code for a protein of 584 amino acids. The record is from RefSeq and is a predicted model, not a curated record. Gene Ontology annotation, cellular component: chloroplast stroma. NCBI's taxonomy places the organism in Eukaryota, Viridiplantae, Streptophyta, Magnoliopsida, Asparagales, Asparagaceae. The transcript is spliced from 10 exons. Gene Ontology annotation, molecular function: glucose-6-phosphate dehydrogenase activity; NADP binding.